Messenger RNA from Ectocarpus sp. CCAP 1310/34, 1591 nucleotides. The record is from the annotation of a GenBank genome assembly. Lineage: Eukaryota; Phaeophyceae; Ectocarpales; Ectocarpaceae.
AUGCUUGCGGCAAACGACCUCACACCAUCACACCACAAAAAGCGCAUAUACCCCGAGCCUGACUUCGUCAACGAGAGGACCGGAGGAAAGAAAGGGAGCUACCCCAUGAGAUUCAAACUGAAAGCAGCCGCAUUCACGCGAGUCCUUUGCGAGGAUGGUCAACCAUUGGGAAAUUCCGGAGCGGCGAAACUUCUCGGGGUGGAUCGCAGGCGCAUCAUCACCUGGGUCGGCGAGGAGGCAACAAUGAAGAAGCUGGGAACAUCGCGGCUGCGGAAGCAUGGAAGUCAUGAACAGCUGCUUGAGCUGAAGCCUGACGCUCUCGGCGGGUUGACAACCGCUGCGUCGGCGGAGGAGACAUUGGCUUUCAAGACCAAGUUCAAGAACUGGCACCAUCGUUUCCGCGAACGGCGCGGUGUCAGCAUCCGCCGGCACACCAACGUGGGACAAAAGCUACCGACGGGGUACGAGGGUUUGGCGUUCGCGACGUUGAUGAAGCUUCGUACGGCCCUCUUGGAGCGCGCCGGUGAGAUCUACGCUCGGCGCCACCCGCCGGCACCUGACGAGAGCCCCAUCAAAGGGAAGGACCUCAGUCCCGCGCAGCUAGAGUCGGUUGCCGCGGAAGUGUUCGAAGAACUCGGCAACAUGGACCAAACGCCAGUCCAGCAGGAGAUGCCAGUGGAAACAACUCUGGAGAAGCGCGGUGCAAAGGAUGCACGCAUCAGCACGGGAGGAAAAGAGAAAGACCGUUUCACGCUAUGUCUUGCUGUCAUGGCGGACGGUGGCAAGGUUCCCCUGCAAAUCAUUUUCAAGGGCAAGCCAUUCAUCCCGCCUAGCACGGCGGGCCGGGGAAGGAACACACAGCCCCGCAAGGGCUCCAUUGCGGCCGAGAGCCUUCCUGCCAACCGCACCAAGUUCGGGUACCCUAAAGACCGUUUCACGCUAUGUCUUGCUGUCAUGGCGGACGGUGGCAAGGUUCCCCUGCAAAUCAUUUUCAAGGGCAAGCCAUUCAUCCCGCCUAGCACGGCGGGCCGGGGAAGGAACACACAGCCCCGCAAGGGCUCCAUUGCGGCCGAGAGCCUUCCUGCCAACCGCACCAAGUUCGGGUACCCUGUGUCCGGCAUGUCUUUCGGCGUGCAGGAGAAAAACUGGUGUGACGCGCGCGAGUGCAUCCUGUGGCUGUCCGAAAGCUGGAGCAUCUUGGUGUUGGACGACUUCAGGUGCCACCGUAGCGAAUCCUUCAUCGAGGACCUCCGGAGGAGGACAAACACCAUCGUCAUCCUCAUCCCGGGCGGGUUGACUCCUCUUUUUCAGCCGCUGGAUCGCAUGCUGAACAAAGAGAUGAAGCGAUUGAUGCGGGGGCGGUACACACAGUACAUGGCGUCGGCGAUCGCAGACCCAAGACGGGCAAGCUUCAACCGCCGGGGCGUGUGCUCGUGUCGACGUGGUGCAAGGAGUCAUCGGCAGCUAUCACCCCCGAAACCUUCAAGAUGUGCUUCAAGGUGUGCGGCCUCAUGUUUGCGCUCGACGGUAGCGAGGACGACGCGUGGUGCACCCACAACUUGGUGAAGGCUACCGUGAGGUUCUAGUCCAG